UGUCUCUUAAUCAGGGUCAUGCUGCUGAUGUGUUUGAGGCCUACUCCCAACUUCUGACUGAGAUGGUUCUGAGAUUACCUUAUCAGAUCAAGAAGAUCGCUGACACCAACCCCCGCAUCCCGCCUCCCGUCUUCGACCACUCCUGGUUCUACUUCCUGUCUGAGUACCUGAUGAUUCAGCAGACGCCCUUCGUGAGGCGCCAGGUCAGGAAGCUGCUCCUGUUCAUCUGUGGUUCUAAGGAGAAGUACCGUCAGCUCCGGGACCUGCACACGCUGGACUCUCACGUCCGCGGCAUCAAGAAGCUCCUGGAAGAACAGGGCAUCUUCCUCCGCGCCGGCGUCGUCACGGCAACCUCCGGCUCCGCCCUGCAGUACGACACGCUCAUUAGUCUGAUGGAGCACCUGAAGGCCUGUGCUGAGAUAGCCACCCAGAGGACCAUCAACUGGCAGAAGUUCUGUAUGAAGGAUGACUCCAUACUAUACUUCCUACUACAGGUCAGCUUCCUGGUAGAUGAGGGAGUGUCUCCGGUGCUCCUCCAGCUGCUAUCCUGUGCUCUGUGUGGCAGCAAGGUCCUGGCUUCCUCUUCCUCCUCCUCUUCCUCCGGAGGAGGGUCUGGGGGCACUGGGACUCAGUCCUCUCAGAGCAAGUCCUCAAGCAAGAAGAGCAAAAAGGAGGACAAGGAGAAAGACAAAGAAGGUGACGGUGUGGGUAGCCAGGAGGACCAGCUGUGUACCGCUCUGGUCUCUCAGCUCAACAAGUUUGCCGACAAAGAGACUCUCAUUCAGUUCCUCCGCUGCUUCCUGCUCGAGUCCAACUCCUCCGCCGUGCGCUGGCAAGCCCACUGUCUCGCACUGCAUAUCUACAGAAACUCCAGUAAGUCUCAACAGGAGCUGCUGUUGGACCUGACCUGGGCCAUCUGGCCAGAGCUGCCCGCCUAUGGGCGCAAGGCCGCUCAGUUCGUAGACCUGCUCGGCUACUUUUCCCUGAAGACCCCCCAGACCGAGAAGAAGUUGAAGGAGUAUUCCCAGAAAGCUGUGGAAAUCCUGAGGACCCAGAACCACAUUCUGACCACCCACCCCAACUCUAACAUCUACAGUACUCUGUCAGGUCUGGUGGAGUUUGAUGGUUUCUACCUGGAGAGUGAUCCCUGUCUGGUGUGCAACAACCCUGAAGUGCCCUUCUCUAACAUCAAGCUGUCGUCCAUCAAGGUGGACACCAGAUACACUACUACCCAGCAGGUGGUCAAGCUGAUCAGCAGUCACACCAUCAGUAAGGUGACGGUGAAGAUAGGAGACCUGAAGAGGACCAAGAUGGUCCGGACCAUCAGCCUCUACUACAACAAUAGGACUGUACAGGCCAUCGUAGAGCUCAAGAACAAACCGGCCCGUUGGCACAAGGCCAAGAAGGUCCAACUGACUCCAGGUCAGACAGAGGUCAAAAUCGACCUGCCGCUGCCUAUCGUGGCGUCCAACCUCAUGAUCGAGUUCUCCGACUUCUACGAGAACUACCAGGCGUCCAGCGAGACGCUCCAGUGCCCGCGAUGCUCUGCCUCCGUGCCCGCCAACCCUGGCGUCUGUGGCAACUGUGGAGAAAACGUCUACCAGUGUCACAAGUGCAGGUCCAUUAAUUAUGAUGAGAAGGAUCCGUUCCUGUGUAACGCCUGUGGGUUCUGUAAAUACGCCCGCUUCGACUUCAUGUUGUACACCAAGCCCUGCUGUGCUGUGGACCCGAUAGAGACCGAGGAGGACAGGAAGAAGGCGGUGACCAACAUCAACACGCUGCUGGACAAGGCCGACCGCGUGUACCACCAGCUAAUGGGGCACAGACCUCAGCUGGAGAGUCUGCUGUCAAAGGUCAACGAGGCAGCGCCUGAGAAACCACAGGAUGAUUCUGGAGCAGGGGCGGGGCUUGGAGCGUCCUCGGCCAAUGUGAACAGGUACAUCCAGCAGCUGGCUCAGGAGUACAGCGGGGACUGUAAGACUUCCUUUGACGAGCUCUCCAAGAUCAUACAGAAAGUCCUGGCGUCCCGUAAAGAGCUCCUGGAGUACGACCUGCAGCAGCGUGAAGCCGCCACCAAGUCCUCACGCUCCAGCUCCCAUCAGCCCACCUUCACAGCCAGCCAGUACAGAGCCCUCUCUGUGUUAGGCUGCGGACACACCUCCUCCAACAAGUGUUAUGGCUGUGCCUCGGCCGUGACGGGUCACUGCAUCACCCUGCUAAGAGCCCUGGCCACCAACCCAGCCCUCCGCCAGAUCCUGGGGCUCCAGGGGCUCAUCAGAGAGCUGUUUGAGUACAACCUGAGGAGAGGCACCUCUGCCAUGAGAGAGGAGGUCAGACAACUGGUUUGCCUGCUCACCAGAGACCAGCCAGAGGCCACUCAGCAGAUGAAUGACCUGAUCAUUCACAAGGUGUCCGCUGCUCUGAAGGGCCACUGGGCCAAUCCUGACCUUGUCUCCAGUCUGCAGUAUGAGAUGCUACUGCUCACCGACUCCAUCUCCAAGGAAGGGGGCUGCUGGGAGCUACGACUGCGAUGUGCCCUGAGUCUGUUCCUGAUGGCUGUGAACAUCAAGACCCCUGUGGUGGUGGAGAACAUUACUCUGAUGUGUCUCAGGAUCCUACAGAAACUCAUCAAGCCCCCUGCCCCCACCUCCAAGAAGAACAAGGAUUCCGCUGUGGAGUCUCUGACUACAGUGAAGCCCUACUGCAAUGAGAUCCAUGCUCAGGCCCAGCUCUGGCUCAAGAAGGACCCCAAAGCAUCGUAUGAAGCCUGGAAAAGUGCCUUCCAGCAAGAUGUGAUAAUGUGGCGCCUGUCUGUGGCGCCUGUCUGUGGCGCCUGUCUGUGGCGCCUGCCUGUGGCGCCUGUCUGUGGCGCCUGUCUGUGGCGCCUGUCUGUGGCGCCUGCCUGUGGCGCCUGCCUGUGGCGCCUGCCUGUGGCGCCUGCCUGUGGCGCCUGUCUGUGGCGCCUGUCUGUGGCGCCUGUCUGUGGCGCCUGUCUGUGGCGUCUGUCUGUGGCGCCUGUCUGUGGCGCCUGCCUGUGGCGCCUGUCUGUGGCGCCUGCCUGUGGCGCCU
Molecule: messenger RNA, 3069 nt
Organism: Oncorhynchus keta (chum salmon)
Lineage: Eukaryota; Metazoa; Chordata; Actinopteri; Salmoniformes; Salmonidae
Product: E3 ubiquitin-protein ligase UBR4-like
Exons: 18
Source: RefSeq, a predicted model, not a curated record